This is a messenger RNA of Penicillium cataractarum, 708 nucleotides long. RefSeq lists its product as uncharacterized. Bases 1 to 708 code for a protein of 235 amino acids. The record is from RefSeq and is a predicted model, not a curated record. NCBI's taxonomy places the organism in Eukaryota, Fungi, Ascomycota, Eurotiomycetes, Eurotiales, Aspergillaceae. The transcript has a single exon.
AUGCAUACUCAACACGAUGACCGCGAUAUCCUCCCUGGUGCAGUCACCAAAACACCACCAAAGUCCAACGCGUCUUCAUUGACUAUGCUAAAAGCAUCCGCCGGUCCGAAUGAACUCGUUUUUACUCGUAUCGGCCCCUGGCGCAUCAACAUGGAAAUCUCAACCAAGAACCAACCCGAAAACACACUAUACUCCAUCGACAUUGCCGGUCUAUUCAGCGACAACACCGAAAUAACAAUGUACAGCGGAUCCAAAAAGGAAAACCGUGUCCUCGGUCACUGUCGCUUCAACAAGUUCCGCCCAUCUGAGAUGCAGAUUAGCUCUCAUGGGACCUCAUCGCGUAUGAUAUGGAUCAAGCAACACGAUUCUUAUCGCUGGUCUGUGCCGCAAAAGUCAGAAGCAGGCGAGAAGACCGAAACGAUGGAUGAGAAGUACUUCUUAUGGAAAACAGUCGAAUACCCGGCGUCUUCAUCCGGUAAUCGGGUAUACCAGAAUCUGGAGCUUGGUGAUAUGGACAACUCUACUGUCUACGCUGCGUAUUCCGGGGGUGCACCUGGUACCAAGAGUGGUGGGAGUUUGCUUUUGAGAGAGGAUAUGGGAGAGGAUAUGAUUACGAUGGCUGUAUUGACUGUGUGUGGUUUGAUUGAAAAGGAAAGGCAGACGAGAGCGAGAAAGGGGAACUUUACGAUUGGCAUGCUGGCCUAUUAA